GUAUGCAGCCGUUUAAAAGACGGGCGCUAACCUCGGACGAUGAUAGACCAUAUGCUGACACCGACUCGAUGCCUGAAGUCGAUCUCGACGUGGAUCGCCGACGACAGUACAUGGAACAGCUCAACAUAUUCGAUGAUGUUAGUUCAGGCGCGUAUAUGUUGGAACUUGAAGCGGCUGAAAACGGUGUGAAAUAUGAUGAAAAAGAGGAUCUUUUGAAUGUUCAAAUUCCCCCAAAAUAUGAAGAUCAGAUCUCGGAUCCGGAUGGAAAUCGAAUGAUAAUUCUGAAUAUCUACGUUGAGAACUUUAAAAGUUAUGCUGGAAAACAUAUUCUCGGACCGUUUCACAAGAACUUGACAAUGAUCCUGGGACCAAAUGGAAGUGGAAAGUCAAACGUUAUUGAUGCAUUGCUAUUCGUGUUUGGAUUUAAAGCUGGAAAAAUUCGUACCAAGAAGCUAUCAGCAUUGAUCAAUUCAGGAGGGAACUACGAAUCAUGUUCAGUAACAAUUAUGUUCCAGAUGGUGAAGGAUAUGCCUGUCGAAAAUUACGAUAAAUAUGAAGUGUUAACAGAUAAUUGCGUCUGCAUCACCCGCACAAUAAAUCGUGAAAACAAUUCAAAAUAUCGUAUUGAUGACAAAGAUGCAUCGCAAAAAGACGUCCAGGAGCUUCUCCUACGUGCUGGAAUUGAUAUGACCCAUAAUCGAUUCCUGAUUCUGCAAGGAGAAGUUGAAGCGAUUGCACUAAUGAAGCCAACAUCCAAAAAUCCGAAUGAAGAAGGAAUGCUUGAAUAUAUUGAGGAUAUUGUUGGAACCAAUCGUUUUGUCGCACCAAUUUCCAAACUAAUGCAUCGGGUUUCUCUAUUGGAGCACAAAAGUUCACAAUAUGGAGCCUCUGUUCGCCGCCACGAGGGACACCUAAAAGUCUUUGAAAAGGCAAUGGUUAUCGGGAUGGCCUACCUGAAUACCUUCAAUAAUCUCAACUACCUUCGUGGAAUCCGUGUCAAGCACAAUUUGUGCCGUUAUGCUGAAACAAUGAGGGACGCCAAAAUGAGUCUUGUCACUCGAACAGGAGAACUCGAAGAGAACAAGGAUAUCAUGCUUGAGGCAAAGGAUGAAGUUCGGAAGAAGGAGACUCACGAGAGAAGCCUUAAUAGUAUUGUCACUGAGCUGGAGAAUAAAAGAAUCGAUUGGCAAUCGAAGAAGAAUGACUGGCAUGCACGUGAUGCUAAGAGAAAGCAGGGGCUCAAGUCGUGUACUCAGGACCUUGGGAAGCUCAUGAAGGAGCGGGAUGAAGCUCGUCGGGAGAAGUUUGAAAUUGAGACGGCUCCAGAGAAUGCGAGAAUCUCUAAGCAAAACAUGCAACUCGAAUGGGAUCAGCUCAAGGAGCAGGAGAAUGUGUGUCAGCGGACAGCUACAGAGAAUCUCAUCAAGUAUGAUCAGAAGUCUAGUGCCGACAGAGCGAAGCAUGAUGAUCUGGAGAAAAAACUCUCAGAUGAGCUUCUGCAAUCGAUGCGAGCAAAAGCAGAAUUGGACGUUUCUGAAUCAGAACUUAAGGAUAUGACGAUAAUGAUGGAGCAGGGACAGAAGAGAGUUGAUGAGCUUAAAGGGACAUUGCAAACAAUGAUGGCUGAGAACAUUAGAGAUAAUACUGAGCUAAACGCCGUCACAACUGAGCUGCAAGAUAGAAAGCUGAAGUUUGACAAAGCUGUCGAGAAGCUUCCGCAUUUGAAGUCUACCGAACAACUUUUGAGAAGCAAGAAGUAUGAGCUGGAUCAAGAAGUGAUUGAAGCAUCGAACACCCAGGAAGUUACGUACCGUCAUCAGGCAACCGCAAAGCUUCAUGAACUGAAAGAGGCUGGAUUAUUUCCGGGCUUCAAAGGUCGCUUGGGAGAUUUGGCAAGUAUCCCAAUCAAGUUCGACACCGCAAUUUCAACAGUGUUCUUUGCACAAUUGGAUUACCACGUUGUGCAAACUAGCGAUGAAUGUAGAAUCGGAAUUGGCUUCUGCCACGAGUACAAACUUCCUCGUACGACGUUUGUCUUCUUGGAUCACUUGAAAGAUACUGAUACUAGCGGAAUGGAUUCUACAAUGAAAUUCCCAGCCGAACGACUUUUCGAUAAGAUUCACUGUGUAAACCCUGAGAUUCGCCGCGAAUUCUAUUUCUUGAUCCAUGACAUUCUGGUUGUUGACAGUCUUGAAGAAGCAACUCGAAUUGAUAAGAAGUAUCCUGGAAGGCAUCGUUAUUGCACACUGAAUGGCUCAAUUUUGAACCGAAGUGGAGCAUUGACUGGUGGUGGAAAACCGACGACUGGUCGUAUUCGAAAUGAUAAUAAUCCAAACAUGAGUGGAGUCAAAAAAGUUGAUUUGAGCAAGCUAAGAGCCGCACAGGAGAAGCACAAUCACGCACUGGAAGCUCAUUUGAAGUUGCAGUUAAAGCAAGAAGAGAUCCGAGCCGACAAUGGUCCGAUUAUCAAACAGCUCGAGAUUCGUAAGCGUGAAUUGAUUAUGUCCACCAAGGAGCAGAAAACACGGAUUGCCGAGUUAAAGAGCUCAAUCGCAGCACAUGAGCGCCGUAUGGUUAACUAUAGAGAAGUGACCGUUGAGGAUUUGGACGAGAAGAGAGCUCAAAUUGCAGAUCUGAAACGUCAAGUGGAGGAGAGCCAAAAGUCUUCAGCAAAAAUCAAGCAGCAAAUUGAGCAAUACAAACGGAAAAUGGACCGAAUGUUUAUGGAGUUGGUCCAAAAAAAUAAGGACUCAAUUGAGCAGGCGAAGGAUCGAAUGGGACAGCUGGAGCAGGACAUUGCACGACAAACUGCAAUUAUUGAGAACAAUCCAUCACAUUUGGAGCAGGCCGAGAAGAAGCUUAGUGAGCUGGAGCAUAUGUGUCUGGAGAAACGUAGCGAGGCAGAUGCAUUGGCUCAAUUGGAAGUUGGAGAGGAUGUAAAGGGAAUUGAUAUUAUCAAUGCGCAAUUGCAAACUUCAACGGCCAGCAUUGAUGCACAAAGAGCCAGGUACACUGAAGCGGUUGCGGCACGCCGAGAAGCAGAUGCAGCCUAUCAAACCACAGUUGACAACUACAACAUGGUCAAACAGACUUAUGAUGAACUGAUGAGAAUCAUUGAUGACUUGGAAAACAAGACAAUGGCGGAUAAUGCAGAACUUGAUAUUAUUGAAUCUGCAUGGAUGCAACCGGAAAAGCUCUAUCCACCUGGCAAAUUUGUCAGAUAUAAUGAUCCAGAUAUUGCGGCCAAAAUGACUGAUGGGCACGUUGUACUCCCAUAUGAAUGCAUCAGUAUGAUCGAACCUCACCGUGAAGCUUACGAAGAGCACGAAGCGAGAAUGCUUGAGGACGAUGUUUUCGAGGACACUGCUAACAAGAUUUGCAAGCUGGAAAAAGAUGUUGACAAGUUCCGGCGGGAAUUUGAUAAUAAAGGUGUUCGGGAUUAUGCGAUGAUUGUGUCGCUUCUCAUGAACGAGGUGACGUCAGCGAAGAAGUUUAGCGAUAAGCUGAAGGCUCAUCGUGAGAAGCUCAACGAGUUGAGAAUGGCGAGAUUCAACGAGUUCAGCGAGGCGCUCGCAUUCUUGGGUACUACUACCCAAAUGCUUUACCAGCUUAUCACCAAUGGCGGAGAUGCUAGUUUGAAGUUUGUGGAAGAAGGAAAAUCUACCGAUCCCUUCGAUGGUGGAAUAAAGUUCAGUGUACGUCCCGCCAAGAAAUCCUGGAAGCUCAUCGAGAAUCUAUCUGGCGGAGAGAAGACUCUGGCCUCUUUAUGCUUUGUCUUUGCAAUGCACCACUACCGUCCAACACCCCUCUACGUGAUGGAUGAAAUCGAUGCGGCACUGGACUUGAACAAUGUCAGCCUGAUUGCAAACUAUAUCAAGCAUUCCGAGCGAACACGGAACGCUCAAUUUAUCAUAAUUUCGCUUCGAAAUCAAAUGUUCGAGGUCGGAAAUCGCUUGCUUGGUAUCUAUAAAAUCGAUGGAAAAACUUAUAACAUUAUGGUGGAUCCGAUCGCGGUGGAGAUCAAGAAUCGUCCGAUUUUGAAGAUUUUCGAGGAGGAGAUCAAACGGCGCGAGAAGCUACGACGUGCCGAGAUUGAACCGGAAAUUGAUUUGAGUAAUGGGCUCAGCAAUGUCGUUAUUGCACCAAAACGUAAACAACGCCGGCUGGAAAUGCUGAAACUCUCGGACUUUGGUCUCGAUGAUGACAGUGAUCUUCCUGAAUUUAAUAGAUUCCCACCCGCAACUCGUCGUGAAUUAAGUGUUGAGGAUUCAGAUGAAGACGAUGAGCCAGUAAGAAGACGUCCGCGUCGUCAAGUUGAAGAGGAAGAUGAAGAGGAUGAAUUGAUCGAAGAAGCAACUCCAUCUCCACCACCAAUUGUCGUUCAACGCCGUGUGCGAAGAAGCAGACAUUAAAUUGAAGUAAUAUAUUUUAAACUAAAUUUUGAAAAAAAAAAGAAAACUUUGUGAAAAAUCCAAAAAAUGAGACCAACUUUCUUUCAAGCUUGUAUUUUUUAAUAUUCGUCUAGCUUAAUUUUUCCUUGUGAUUUUAAUUAUUUCCCUUUUUAAUAUAUUUCCAUUUUGUUGUAUAUUUUGUGAAACCCCUAUAUCUUUGCAUCACGUACUGUCCAAUCUAUCUCAUUUUCUUAAUUCGCUGACAAGGUAAAUUUUCGAUUCACGAUUCACAAAAAUAAUUAUUUCAUUUUUAUUUUAGAACUACAUUGCAAAGUUUUUCCUAAAAAAAAUAAUGCCAUCAAAAAAUAAUUUCCUAACAAAGAAAAUUUCCUAAAAUUUCGAAAGCUGCUAAAAAUUUGACUAAAAAUUUUGGACAAUCUGUUAAAAAACAGGAUCUUUUAUUUUGAUAUAUACAUAGUUAUUUUAAUCCUUUUUGGUAGACCUUAACAAAUUUUUUGAAAAUAUUGUUAGUUGGGAAAUUUGUUAAAACCACUCAAAUGUUUGUUAAAAAAACCAUGUAUAAUAUUGCAACUUAUAUAUUUUUACAAAAAAAAUUUUGAAAAUUUUUAUAUGCAAUGUGAAUAUGCGGUUUCAAAAAUGCUCGAAAUUUUGUAAAAAAAUCCAAAAGUUCGGAAAAUUUUGCAAUUUACCAAAACUUUGACUAAAAGUUUUGAGAUAAUCUAAAAACUUUUGGAGUCGUUUUUUAGAUACUUUCCCUAUUUAAGUUUUUUUUUGACAAAAUCCUGAUCUGCGCUUUGAUACUUUCCAACUUUUACAGAAAGAGUGUUUUUGUAGAUAUUGGGUUGCUGUUGCUUGAAAAUUUGACACAGGAUUGUAAUAAAAUUAGAAAAA
Caenorhabditis elegans is the source of this 5303-nucleotide messenger RNA. It is a transcript of the gene dpy-27, whose product is annotated as Chromosome condensation protein dpy-27. Gene Ontology annotation, biological process: chromosome organization. The record is from RefSeq and is marked reviewed. Gene Ontology annotation, molecular function: ATP binding; ATP hydrolysis activity. Lineage: Eukaryota; Metazoa; Nematoda; Chromadorea; Rhabditida; Rhabditidae. Gene Ontology annotation, cellular component: nucleus; protein-containing complex; chromosome.